AUGGCCACCACAGCCGGCGGGAGCGAAACGUGGCUACAAUGGCUGGUGCAGACCCAUGAUGCCAAACAGCUGUGGGAGGCGCAGCCCACGUAUAUACUGUCUCAAGCCGUCUACAUAUUAGCUGGAAUUGUCACUCUUAUACAUGCUUUCAGUAAAGGCGGGAGAUGGCCAUACUUCUGGCUGGGUACGAUCCUGCACGGUCUGUUUACCGACAACUUUUGGCAUUUUGCACUGCCAGAGUAUGAUAACUUCUGGCACUCUCAGACACCCAUCAUCUUCUUGGGAGCCAGGCUACCUCUUCAUAUAAUACUUUUAUAUCCCGCAUUUAUUUACCACGCCGCCUACGCCGUGUCCAGAUUGAAUCUCCCAAAGUACAGUGAGCCUUUCGCAGUGGGUCUUGUAACAGUUCUGGUCGACAUUCCUUAUGAUAUUGUCGCCGUCAAGUUUGUCCACUGGACGUGGCAUGACACCGACCCUAACAUAUACGACCGCCACUACUGGGUGCCCUGGAACUCUUACUACUUCCACGCUACAUUUGCUGCCAGCUUCUUUUACUUCUUCCAUGCGAGUAGAUCUUGGUUCGCACCAAAAGUGACGCAGUGGGAUGCAGCUGACAAAAAGGCUGAAUGGAAGUCACUGUUGAUCUCGUCUCUGCUGGGCAUGCCUGGAGGAGUGCUCAUGUUUAUUCCUAUCUACCACCCGCUGCAUGACGUGUUCAAGAUUCACUCAGAGGUGACCUUCUUCCUGCUGUUCUCUAUCUUCGCCAUGAUCGUUCUAUCUGGACUCCUGAGCGAAAGGCAGAAAUGUAACAAGAAGUUGACAACCAUCGACUACGUGAUGAUGGUGCAGCUGGCGGUCCACUACCUGCUAUACCUGACCUUCACAAUAUUCUUUAACCCUGAACAGGAGCGCUCUCUUGGACUACACGAGCCAGUGGGACCGUGCAAUGAAGUUGCAACCCUCACGACACCAUUCGGACAAGUAUUGGAGAAAAGGAAAUACUUCUGUCCUACGGACUACAAUGAAGAUUACUUCGACUUCCAUUGUGUCAAGGAGCUGCCGCGCAAUGGUGCCACCUGGUAUCUCAUUUGUGGAACACCUUUUGAAAACCGCGCUGAGUACAUAACUGUGUUGACCACGAUACUGGUGGUAGCCACCGGUGUGUUCUACGGUCUUUACUUCAAGACUGGUGGUGCUACUCCAGAUGUUACCCCCAAGAAACUGAAGAAGAAGUAG
Spodoptera littoralis (African cotton leafworm) is the source of this 1236-nucleotide messenger RNA. The record is from the annotation of a GenBank genome assembly. NCBI's taxonomy places the organism in Eukaryota, Metazoa, Arthropoda, Insecta, Lepidoptera, Noctuidae.